This is a messenger RNA of Rhincodon typus (whale shark), 3307 nucleotides long. Its product is annotated as vascular endothelial growth factor A-like. Lineage: Eukaryota; Metazoa; Chordata; Chondrichthyes; Orectolobiformes; Rhincodontidae. The record is from RefSeq and is a predicted model, not a curated record. The transcript has 8 exons. Gene Ontology annotation, molecular function: vascular endothelial growth factor receptor binding; growth factor activity; chemoattractant activity. The coding region runs from base 375 to 875 and encodes 166 amino acids. Gene Ontology annotation, cellular component: membrane. Gene Ontology annotation, biological process: sprouting angiogenesis; positive regulation of endothelial cell proliferation; response to hypoxia.
ACCGUGGACCCAGCCCUGAGCUCCCACUCUCCACACAUAGUCGCUUUGUUUUGACAUGAAACUGGGAUUUUAAAUCCGGAAUCUCUGGGGAUUUCUGAGCUCCACCUUCACACAGGGGAUCGGGGACGAGCCGAGGAUCCCGUGACUCGGGGGCGCGCCUAGGACUUGGCUGUAAUGUGUAAAAGUUUGAGAGGAAGCGCAGGGAGAGUGAGAGAGAGCGAGCCUGAGCUGAGGAUUUACAGAGUCCUGUGUGCCCAGGACCUCGUCUUAGGGGGCUUCCCCCCCACCCCCCCGAAUUGUUGCCUUGUUCCCCACCUCCCCUGUAUUGGGACAGCACAUUCCCUGUCGAUGUGAGGCACUGGAGGCGUGUAGUAAUGUGUUGGACCAGCGUUUUGCUCUAUCCAGUAGCUGCUUUGCUGCUGUCCUUACCCAUCUGUCAGCUGUCUAAAUACACUCCAGGAGUGAUGCCGUUUGAGGAGGUUUGGAAUCGCAGCCACUGUCGGGCCAUUGAGGUAUUGGUGGAUGUUGUUCGAGAGUAUCCGAGUGAGGCGGAGUAUAUCUUCAAACCCUCCUGCGUACCUCUCCUACGGUGUGCCGGCUGCUGUGGCGAUGAGAAAUUAAGGUGCACGGUACGGGAGAUGUACAACGUAACGAUACAGGUCAUUAAAUUGAAACCUUUGGACCAUGUGACUAGCCAAGAGGAGAAAAUCUUCACUGAGCACAGCAGCUGUGAAUGUCGACGACGACGGAAGAGAUUGAAAGGUAACAGGAGAAACAAUAAAAGGAAAGGUCAGAGGCGACGGACAAAGAUAGAAGACGUGCCCGAGCUUAACCAAUGCCCCUCAUCGAGGCGGAGGCACCUCCAAGCAGCCUGAGGCCUGGCUUGCGAGAUCACUGAACCGUGGAGAGACAUUUUGAAUGCGGAGCUGCGGCAAUGACGGGCAACGUUGGCAGCUUCUUGACGUUGUUGUGGCUGCCUUUCCUAGUGCAGCUGUCUGAGUGAACUGGAAUUUGCUCAUUUUUGAAGGGGGAGGAGGCCGAGAGGGAGAAGCAUAGUGCAGGGGGGUUGCUGCCUUUCAGCCCACAGACUCUGCACUGGCUCUCCGAGUGAGCAUCUUGCCUAGCACCAUUCUCCUACCUUCGUCCUGUAACCUUGCACGUUCUUCCUACUCUCAAAUCAUUAUAAAUGCCCUUUUGAAAUUUGAAACCAAGCCUGCCCUUUUUAAGGCAGUGCAUUCCACAUCGCUGCAUGAAAAUAGACUUUUGUCUUUUUGCUUCAUUUACCAAAACUUGGCUUUUAAAUCUUUAAACUCUCGUUUCACAAGUGGGAGCAGUUUCUCCCGAUCUCCUGCAUCCAGACCCAUUUUGAUUUGGAAAGUAUCUCUAUCAGAGCUCCUGACCACCACGUUUUCGCUAGGGAACACAGCUCCCUACUGUUAACUGGAAACAGUAAAAGAAUAACUCUUCUUUUAAUUGUGAUUUUGAACAGAAUAUUCACUCAGCAUGAUCUAUUUUAAAACUCUAAUCCAGAAACCUUAUGAGCUGCACGAGUUGAGGAAUUGCGUGUGUCUGUAUUUUUAAACUGAUCUGGAAUUCCCCUCAUUUUUUUUUUAUAUAUAUCUAAGGAAGAAACUUGCAAUUAUUUAGCACCUUUUGCAGCUUCAGGUCAUUUCCUCAGUCGCUUUGGAGGCAAGGGAUUGAAGCCUAAUCACCGACCCGCAGGAAAUGCCGAUGAGCACACAGCAAGAUCCCACAGAGGCGUGUGAUAAAUGGAUAAUUACAAAAGGCACCUCUUAAAACAACCUGGGAAGUAGCCCCACGACUUGUGUUCUAUCUGAUCUUUUCAGGUGACCCUAGUCACUAAUUUGUGCUGGGGUGUAGCUGUAGGUGUGCUGACCUGUAGGGGGGUGGGGGGUGUGUGUGUGUGUGUGUUUAUAUAGCAUAUACUGUGACAUCAUGGUAGUAUCCCUACCUCUGAGCCAAGAAGCACAUGUUCAGGUCCCACGUGCUCCUGAGAUGUGUCAUAACAUUUCUGAACAGGUUGAUUUGAAAUAUUUGUAGUGUGACACCUGUUGCAAUCUGUCACAGAAUUAUUCCAGUGUGGGAAAGAGGCCUUUCGGUCACUCUUGUCUAUACUACCUCUGAGCAGUUUACUUGCAGCCAUUCUCCCACCUUCUUCCCACAAUCCUGCAAUUCUUUGUUUUCUGAUGACAACAGUCCAACUGAACCUACUUCCACCACAGCAUCAGGCAGUGCAUUCCAGACCCUGACCACUCACUGAGUGAAAAAUCUUUUCCUUGUUGCUUUUUUGCUUAUUUUACUGAUUUACUUUAAAUCUGUGCCCUCUUGUUCACCAUAGUUUCAAGAGUGAGAACAGUUUCCACUGAUGAGGGAAUCUUGAAUUAUGGGGAUAUAGUUACAGAAUAACAGGAUAACAACUGGGAUGCAAAGGAAUUUCUUCUCCUGGAGAGUGGCGAAUGUCUGGAAUUCUCUACCCCAGAGAGUUGUGGAGGCUGGAUCAUUUAGAGGAAGUACAUUUCUGAAAUAUCAAGGGGUUGAAGGCUCAGCAGUUGACACAAAAGAGGAGUUGAGGCCUGGGGUAGAUCAGCCGUGAUCUUGUAGGAUAGCAGGGUAGGCUUGAGGGCUGAAUGGCCUAUGCCAGCUUCUGUAUAUGUUAUGAUUUUGAAAACCUCUACUAAAUCUCUGUCUUCUCUACUCCAGGGAAAACACUCCUAACUUUUCUCCAAUCUAUCCUCCAUAACCAAGGUUCCUCAUUCAUGGAACCAUUGUUGGAAAAGCUCUUCCACACCCUACCCAAUCCCUCCACAUCAUUCCUACAGUGUGGACAUCAUACUGCAGCUGAGGCCAAAUUAGUGCCUUUGAUAUUUUCCAAACAACCUGCUCAGAUGUUAUGACACACCUCUGGAGCAGUUGGGACUUGAACCUGGACCUCCUGGCCCAGAGGUAGGGACACUACCACUGCACAAUAACAGCCCUCAAAUGUGUGUCUCCUACUGGGUCCUCUAGCCCUUUUCUUGAGAAAUUGCAGUGACUGUAAGAGAACUGCUAGCUUUCCAAACAAAGCUUUUGCAUCCUCCCUUGUAGUUGACUUCGAGUAUGAUUACCAUUGGCAUUUCUUGCAAGCGACCCCCUAAAAUUCUGCACACAUUUGUUGUGCAGCGGAAUUUAAUUGAUAUUUUGGACUUAUCGUUCUAUCUCAAAAACCCCAAGGCGAAGGUUGAGCUACUCUGACAUAUGCAAUAAAAAUGCUUUUUCUAAAUAAAAACUUCUGUAUUGCUAAUUCUAA